AUGUCAGACGGCUUAGGUUCAUCCUUGCCUCCACCUCCUGGCCACAACCAAUCGAAGGCCAGCAGUGCACGACAUGUCGCCUUCUCUGAAACCUCUGCACCAUCAGCUCCCAGCAAGGCCCAUGAUCAAGCCAUCCAUUUUGUUCCUGACCUUGAUGAUGAGCACCCUAAACGCUUUCGUCCAGGCUGCUACGCCUGCUGCGCAUGGGGUUGCUUGUUCUUCUUUGCCUUCAUACUGCUUGCUCUCAUUGUUGGUUUCAUAUUCGUGGCUAUCUUCCAAUCCUAUCUGCCUCAAAUCCACAUCCGAAGGUUCAACGCCACAACCAUCAACUUUGCUAAAGCCAACAAAGAUUUGGGCGUGAAGGGAAAAGUUGAUUUUCUUGUGGAGUUUUUUAACAAGAAUGAGAAAACUGAGCUCAGAUAUGGCGCCUUCAAGAUCACUGCUUCAUCUGCGCACGUCCAGCUAGGUAAGACUGAGUUUCCAGAGUUUAGACAGGGCCAAAAAAACACAAAAUCUCUGAACGGAACCAUCACGGUUAAACUUUCUGGGGUUGAUAAAGACGACGCUGAUCAGCUCAAAACCGACAUAAAAAAUAGGGAAGUAACUCUGAAUUUGGCAAUAACCGGCAGUGUUAGCUUCCCUAUUGGAGGAGUUUGGUUUAAGAGCGUUCCCAUCAUAUCAAACUGCGAUGCCAAGCAAAGGGAAGUUGAUUUUGGAAACAAGGCCAAAUGUGACUAUAGGAUUAUUGCCAUAAAGUAA
Messenger RNA from Prunus persica (peach), 759 nucleotides. RefSeq lists its product as uncharacterized. The coding region runs from base 1 to 759 and encodes 252 amino acids. The record is from RefSeq and is a predicted model, not a curated record. Gene Ontology annotation, cellular component: plasma membrane. The transcript has a single exon. NCBI's taxonomy places the organism in Eukaryota, Viridiplantae, Streptophyta, Magnoliopsida, Rosales, Rosaceae.